Messenger RNA from Leishmania major strain Friedlin, 4137 nucleotides. RefSeq lists its product as hypothetical. NCBI's taxonomy places the organism in Eukaryota, Euglenozoa, Kinetoplastea, Trypanosomatida, Trypanosomatidae. Bases 1 to 4137 code for a protein of 1378 amino acids. The transcript has a single exon. The record is from RefSeq and is a predicted model, not a curated record.
AUGAUUGACAGCGGUCUUUGUUUAUCGCCGUCUGUAGAAGGAGCUCUCGCUGUCGCCGUCGGCGCACACACCGGCGCCGGUGUCACUGAAAACGGAGGAGCGGAUGAAGGCCACGGAGGCAGCCGCUAUCUUUCACUGGCCGCGGCAUCCUCGGUGGCCAGCGCGGCGUGCGCCCUGACGUGGCUCCUGACGGUCUUUCUGCCACGGCCACAGGUGCCGGCCCUGGCAAUAGGGCUCACGCUUUCCCGCCCCGCAUUUGCGGGUUCCGGCAACGAGGUCGGCGCUGGCACGCCUAUGCAGUGGUGCUACGUGGAGCGCGGCGCCACCCCCUCCGUGCCGCACGACGCGUUGUGGGCGCACUGGACAGCGAUGGUCCAACCACCAGAAAGUCGCCGAGCGGGUUCAAGGCUCGCGUCGGCGCCCUGUUUUGCCGAGGGCGAUCACGACGAUGACUUCAUCGUUUGGGGCCGCCUGCAGCACUGCACAGAGAGAGCGACGACGAUUUUGUUUGGUGGGCAGCCGGCCGACUCUGUGACUCCCAAGUCCACACGUCUGUGCGCCCUUCUCGCGGUGCUCGGCGAUGUGCGUGCGUGUGCAACACGGCAGUCCACCUCCAACCCACUCCCGGUCCUGCUCUCCGACGAGACAAGUGUGCCGCAGCGUCUACUCUUUCAGUGGUUCACGUUUCUUGGGCUCCGAAGCACAUCGUCGUUAGAGUGCCGGCCUUCGGGAGAGCUGUCAACUGAGAUCCAUGCCAUCGUAUCCACACGCGACUGGCUGGCAGAGCUAAGCGCGUGCAACUCGAUUUGCUCUCUUGGGCACUGGCUGCACCUCGUCUCGCAGUGGCUGACUUUUCGCGUCCUGGAGGCCGCGCUGGAGUUGUUGCCGUCAGUGCUGCGGUGGAAGACAGGAAGUGCGUCAGCUGCAGAGACGCACCUUCUAUUCCGCUCUGAUGUCGACUCGAGCCGGUGCUGCUCUGCCAACCUGUGUUCCGGCCCUGAUAGCACCGCGUGUCCGGCACGACAGAAGGGUGGCUUGGCACAGCUGCGGCCGUCUUGCUGGAUGCGCUACCGAACAACAGCAUCGGCACCAGCUGCAGCAUCGCCCUCUACAGCCUCCAUCGCUGCCGCGCUGCCGGAGCUGCCCAAGGCAGAGGCAGUUCUCGUGUGUGUGCUUGAGCGCCUGAUGAGUGCCGCCAUCGGCCCCGCCGACGGCUCGCGCAAGUCGCCCGGUCGCCCCGCCACCGCGCACGCUCUUAUUCUCGAGCCUGAGGCGCACGGGGUGGUGACGUGUCGGCUGCACCUCGGUUCGCGUCCACCCAAGUGGCAGCGCAAUGGCUUGCCUGUACGUGGGGUAAGCGUGCCGCCUCUCUCGCAAAGUUUCUCGACAAGGCACCCGGCGCGGAGCUCAGCACCGCCGACGGCGCGCGCGGCACAUGCGCCCGUUGUCGCGGCCCUCCUAUCCUGGUACGCAGUCGACUUUGAAGCAGUCUUCGGUCGCCUUUAUCGUGUGUGGAGGCUCGCCCAACGGUACCACUCUCGCUGCCCCGCCAAGUCAUGCGGCGAAAUCGGGGCGGCGGAUGCAGCGGCUCUACACAAUAGUGACCCGUGGAGGGGUGUAGUGGACGCAGCCGUGCGAUGCUACACUGACGACGCUGGUUGCAGUGGUCAAGCGCACGAGGGUCCUGCACUGGGCUCGCUCGGUCGCUGCCUCCUCUUGGCGAUUUGGCUGUCACUGGCCCUCGUCGAUGUUGACGGGGGCGUCGGUGCCGCCGCCCCCUGCCCACCAAUGACGUGGAAAGGGACCCUGUACUACUCCAGUCGACGAAACGUGCUGCAUGUGCGGGACUGGGGUACGGCCCUGCAUCUACGCCACGUAGCCUCGUGUUUGUCUGCCGGCGACGACCAGGCCAUGGGCGGCGACACUGCAAAUGCCGGCGCCCUGCAAGAUGGGAAUAGCAGGGGGAAGGAGUGCGGCGCCGCUGUAAAGGAGGCAGUGUCGACCGUCGUCAACUCAUUCGCUCGUGCUCGCACCGCCGCCGUUGCCGCCCAGGCUCGCGCUAGACUUCAAGCGCAGUCAACGACUCAUCUGCCUUUCUCUGAGGCACAAGACCCUCGCGGGCACACCACGACAACCUCCCGUGGUGCUGGUGACAGCACGAGCCGCAGCACGUGCCGGCUUUUGCAUAUCUGUGGCGAUGAUGGCGCUGCCGCGGAGGACAACGACGAAUGCGUCCUGCUGAGCUGGAGCUGCGACACUGCGGAGGAGGAAAGUGGGCCGCGUGAGGGCGGUUCUGGAGUACCGCUCGUGCAACAGCCACAGGGGAAGCCACGCAGGGGUGGUGAUGACCCUCUGGCGUCCACAGAUCUGCUGGUCGGCACCUCUCCCCAAAGCUUGUGGUUGGACUGCAGCAUCGAAGAGUUCGCGGAGGCAAAUGACGGCACGAUCGGCCAGCCGCUCGUGACACAGGUGCCAGCGCCACAAGUGAAGGAGGGUCCAGAGCACUCUGCUCUGGAUCCUGCCCUGGUGGUGCCUCUCGUCAAGCUCGAAUCCCAUCUUCGCGAACUGCUGACCCGUAACGCCCUGUCAGAGAUGCUUUCGCUCAUUGGCCUCACCAGAGGACUCGCAUGGCGCACGUGUGAUGAUGGCGAGGUGGCUGCUCGGCAGCGUCCCGCUCGCCACGCGCGGUCACAUCACGUGAGGGCGGAGGCGCAGCGGCGGUUCGGUGGUUCUAGUGCGCUUCCCGUAGAUGAAGUGCGGCUGCACGAAGAUGAGCAGCCGCCAUCACCCGCUGCCGCUGCCGCCGCCGCUCACGUGGAUGUAUCCUUGUCGACGCGGCACGCUCCGGCUGCGCUAGCCUCCUCGAAAGCAACGCGUCUUCAAGAAGACGAAGAGCCUACUCGAAGCAGCCUCUGUAGAGCUGAGCACCGCAUGCGUCAGUACGUCUACGCUCGUUGCACACACGUCGGCGCUCUGCUCCUACUGCAGAGCCGAGAGGCGCGUGGACGCCUGCACUUGAGCCAAGUGUGGGAACUGGAACAGGAGGAGUGGCAGGCCCGGUGGAGCACAGUGCUAGUGCCCGAGUGCGUGCUGCGUAGCCUCCUCCACGAGAAGUCCGCCGCAGGAGCCUGGAGAGCGUUGACCCAGCAAGAGGGGCCGCAACAACGGCAACCGCACGGCUGUCGACACCGCAACAGACGUCUUGGCUCUGCAUCCCAGUGGCAUCAGAGGGGUCCGUGCGGCAGUGCGGCAUCCCUCAAGGUCGGCCCCUCUCCCCCUACACCAACUGCAGACGAGGUGCGGACACAUCGAAUGAUUUUGCUCUGCGGAGACGUGGAAGAGGUCGACAGGGGGGCGCCAGACCGCCCUGCGCAAAGAAGCCCACGCGCCAAAGCCUACGCCUCCCACAGCCCUCCACCUUGCCAGAGGAAUCAACAGGAGCCGCAGUCGCCACUGCUAGCGCCGCUCCACUCACCAUCGCUCACGAUGCGGCCGCGUCGCGCGCCUCCGCAAACGUGUCCCAAUAAACCCGCGGCGAGGGUGCCUGUCUCGGCGUACGCGCCCGCUGCUGCUGCCCGUUCGGCGGUUCCUGUCCUGUCUAUCUCGCUAUGCGAGACGCCACCUUCGGCACCGGCGCGUGCAUCAACGCGCCGAUGUCUGAACGAACUUCCUCUCAACCGCCGCAGGAUCGAUGCCGGCUUUGCCCGUAUCGCGCCAUCGCACCAGCUUGUAUCACCCCCAAGCACUGCUGCAAUACGCUGGUGCUUACCGGCUGAGGACAGCGACGCACUCGUCGAUCACGAGACUCCGAGAAGGAAAGCAUCGCUCCCGAAACACGAAGACACCCACUGCGACACUGCAGCGCGCCGACGACCAUCUGCAGGGGAGAGGGCGUCGGCUGCCUCAGUGAAGUGCAACCUUGCGGACAGCGAGAGCAGAGGUGCCCCUCUUGGCACCGCGGCCCCAGUCCCCUCUAAAGCGAAGGAGAGGUUGGCGACGCACGCUGGCCCACGCAUCUCCGCCGCCCCACCUGUGCUUACGCAUGUCGCGACUCAUAUAGCCAGCACAACUUCCGUCCCGCCACGUCGCCUUCGCAGGCCCGUGGUAACGUGGUCGGAUGAUAUGCAGCAAUAUUGA